CUUUCUUCCUUGAAAAUAAAAAUGGCGACUUUUAUGAUGCAAAACAUUAUAGUGCACGUCAAGAAUGAUUAGAUUGUUUUUUAUAAGUGAUUUGAUAAGUUAUUAAAAUAAUAAUGGAUAUGCGAUUAAGUACAACUCUUCUGGCUGGAGAUCCACGUCUAGUGGAUCACAUUGUUGGCCAAGUUAAAUCACAAGGAAUUUUCGAUCAAUUCCGAAAAGAAUGUAUAGCCGACGUUGAUACAAAGCCAGCCUAUCAAAAUUUGCGAACUCGUGUUGAAAGUUCAGUCAAUUCUUUUUUGAAAUCACAAACAUGGAAACCGGAUAUGAACAAAAAUCAACUACGCGAGAAUUUAAGAAAACACAUUCACGAUGCAUCAUUCCUUGAUGUUGGAGUUGAACGAAUAGUGGAUCAAGUAGUAAAUCCAAAAAUUUAUUCCGUUUUUAUGCCACAAAUUGAAGAUGUUGUUUAUAAAUUUCUCGGUAUGGAAAGGCCAAAGCCACGCGAAAAAAAUGGAUCAUGUGUUCUUAAAGAUUUAUUACCUAAAGAUUUAGAUCCUGUUUCACCUGAAUCAGAUAGAAAUAGUUUAAAGGAAGAAUCCCUUGAGUCAAUGGAUAUUAGUUUUGAAGAUCAAGCUAUUAAUGGACAAAAGGAAAAUAAUUCCGAGGAAAAUAAACCACAAACGUCAAUCAAUAAUGAAAUUAAAAAAGAAGAAGAAGAAGAAGAAGAAGAUAGCAGAAAAAUUGACGAUAAUUUAAAAUGUGUCGAUGAUAAUAAAAAAGUGGAGGAUUCUAAAAAAAUUGAAGAUGUCAAAAAUAAUGAAGAAACUGUCAAAUUAAACGAUAGUAAAAAAAUUGAAGAUAUUAAGAAGUUUGAGGAAUGCAAAAAAUUGGAUGAUACUAAAAAAGAAGAUGAAGAAAUUAAAUGUCCUGAUGAAAUGAAAAAUGGACAAUUUGAUAUUGAUGAAAAUUCAAUGGAUGGCUUUGAAAAACCAUUUUCAAAAGAAACUUCAAUAACAAAUCUUAAUGCCUCAUUUAGAUCGGACGAUAAAACUGAAGAGGAAGAAGAAAGUCCACAAUUUGAACCAAUUGACAUAAUGAAUUUUAAUGAAUCAAAUAUUUCAAAUGAUUCACAUUUAUCAGGAAUUUCUGAAUUAACUAGUCAUCGGUCACAUAGUCCCAAUGAUUAUUCCAAUGAUUUUUCAAGAGAUAAUUUUGAAUUUUCCAAUCAAGAUCAAGAUUCACAACUCAGUAAAGUCUCGUCCAAUUCACGAUUAUCAAUUGUCACCGAUUUUGGUUCAUCGAAUCAGGCAUCAACACCAUUUUUCAAUUCCAACGAUGAUAGUAAGGACAAUUUCAAAGUUAUUCGCGACAUUAAAGAUGACAAAUGCAAGGAUGAGAAAUUUAAUUUUGACGAUAUUAAAAUAAAAGAAAAUAUUAACGAAAAAGAGAAGGAUUCAAAAAGUAUUAAGAGUCUCUCGUCGAGAGAGAAUUCACGCGAUGAAACUGAUAGUGUGAUAAAAGAAAAAAGCAACGAAAAUCGUGAUCUUAAGGAAAAGAGCGACAGCCGAGAUGGAAAGGAAAGAAGCGAGAGCAAAGAUAGAAAGGAAAGUAAAGACAGAAGUGAAAGUAAAGAUAGAAAAAUUAAAAGCGAAACAAAAGACACAAAAAAUGAGUCUUCCAAAUCAAGAAAAGAAAAAAGUGAUUCAAGAGACUCGAGAGAUUCCAGACGGCACAAGGAUAGAAAAAAAAGUAGCUCAAGCAGUUCACGACAUUCAAAAUCAAAAAAAGAGAACGAUCAUUCACGAGAAAAACGAAAGGAUACACCUGAUAAAGCAAAAGAUGCUUCGAAGGAUAAAAAUAAGGACAAAGAUGAGAGAGACAAAGAGAAAGAAGAGAGAAAAGAAAAGGAAGAGAAAAAAGAUCAAGAAAAGCAAGAUGGUGUUCAAGAUAUGUCUAAAAAUAUGAAGGACAUAUACAAAGAAAAAAUACGAGAAUUACUUGAAAAAAAAGAGCUCACAGAGAAGGAGAAAUUAAAUAAAGACGCAAAAGAUAAAAAAGAUUCCUCACGUGAUAAAAAGGAUUACAAAAAGGAUCAUAAAACAUCACGAAGUUCAGAUCGUCAUGAUAAAAGUUCAAAAUCAAAGUCCACCGAUUCGAAAAAUGACAAAAAACGUGACGAUCGACGUCAUUCGAAAGACAGUAAAAGCCGAAGUUCAAGAAGUGAAAAAGAUUCUCGUUCAAAGAAGGAAGAGAAAUCUGACAACAGUAAAAAAGAAUCAAAAAGCGAUAGUCAAUCGUCAAAGGAAAAGAAACAACGUGAUGAAAAAAAAUCAAAAUCAUCAAAAGACGAUCAUUCGAGUUUAAAAAAAAAUUCCAACGAUCGUCGAUCAACCGACAGAGAUGGUUCAAAUGGCAAUUCAAAUGGCAAAAGUUCACAAAAAAGUUCAUCAUCCUCGACAAAAUCUGUCUCAACAACAUUAACAAAAGAUGCUAAUAAUACAAGUAAUUCAAGUGGUGAAACAUCCGAAGGUAUUGAAGAUUCACAAGGAAAUGAUAAAUUAAUUCCCAAUGAUUUGGAAGCACAUUCUAUUAAAUCAUUAAAUAAUGAGAGAGAAAAUAUUGAUGAUUUAAAUAAAAUUCAUUUACCAUUAAAAAAACGUCCACUCGACGAUGAUAAUUCAUAUUCAAAUGAAUCGAAACGAAUAAAAAUUAUUGACAAUCCAUCGGAGAAAAAUCAAUAUUUUGAGAGAGAAAGAAUUGUUCUGAAAAUAAGAAAAAAUCAAAUUGUUAAAAAUUCACCUAUUGAAGAUAUUACAAAAGUUCCCGAUGAAGAGCGCGUACAAAUAAUUGAAGUUCCCGCUGAAGAUUGCGAAGAAACGGAAGAAAUGUCCAAUAUGACAUUAGCAGAAACUGCAAUGAUUAUUCUUCAUCAAGAUGAAUUAGUUGAUAAAAAUUUAAUAAACAACGAUCAUAAUAAAAAAGAAUCAAAAUUAUCUCUAAUGGAGGAAUCAAUUCGAAAAUCACUUGACGAAAUGAUGUCUGAUCAAAAAUUAGUCGAAAGUGGCGAUGAUCCUGUAGCAAAUGUUGAACGUGCAAUUGAGACAGAAACUGAGAAGAAUCUUCAAGAAUUUGAAAAAUCAGAAAUUAAUAAAAAAGAAAAAAAUUUCCAAAUUACAGAAUUUGAUGAACAAGACUCAAGAGGUUCAUCAGAAACUGAAGAAUUUGAGGAUUUAGAAAUUGAAAAAAAUACAAGAAGCUCUGAUAUUGAGAAACAAUUAAGGGAAUUUGAUGAUAAUGAAAAUAAUGAUUCAUCGGAAAGAACAAUUGACACUAUUUUAGAAGAAGAAAGUAGAGAGUCUGAGGAUGAAUUCAUGAGAAUUAAAAAUAUCUCCAAAUUUGAGAAGGACACUGUAGAGGAGAAUCUUGAGAAAUUAGAAAGAGGUGACUUUAAUUGGGAGGACGAUAAAAUUAAAGAAUUAAAUGAUUCAUUAAAUUCUGAUACUGUUUCGAAAAUAAAUAAAUCUGAGGAAUGUUCACGUGAAAUUGAAAAAAGUUUCGAGAAAAUUCUUGCAACAACACUUGAAUUAAGAGUAUCCAUGGGUAUAAAACGAACAACUGAAGAUUUAAUGCGAAAUAUAAAAAUUGAACAUGGCGAAAAUUCGAAAAAUGAGAAAAUCAUUGAAAAAAGAGAAAAUCGAAAGAAUAGAAAAAAUUCGAAUGAAAUUGUCAAUAUAAAAAAUGAUAACAAAGAAGAAAACUCAUCAAUUGAAGAUGCUUGUUUAUAUUUUAUACCAGAUAAUGAACGUUAUUUAAAAUUCACAAAUUUCCUUGAGUCUUAUGAAAAAGAGUUGAAAUUAAAUGAAAAUAUCGAUACUAAUGAAGAUAUUAAUAUUGAUAAAAAUGUUAAUAUUAAUAAAAAUGUUGAUAUUAAUAAAGAUGAUAUUAAUAAAGACGUUGAUAUUAAUAAAGAUGUUGAUAUUGAUAAAGAAGUAGCAAAUUAUGUCGAAGAAGAGAAUUCCGAUGAAAAGAAAAAAAGAAUGGCUCCACCAAAAAGAAAAUUAUCAUCAAGUCCAUUGAGUGAUAUUUUGUUGCAUAAUGCAAAUAAUAAUAAUGACGGCAACAAGGAAGGUGAAUCGGAAGUUCUUGAUGAAGGUGAACCAGUAGCGAAGAGGAAAAAAUUGGGAAGACCAAAAAAGCAGAGACCAAGCCUAAAUAGUUACAAUCCUUCAGGAUUAUUGAAUGGAGAAAAUUUCGUUUUUCCACUGAGUCCCGAAAGUGAUGUUUCAGCAACCAGUGAAAAAAUAAUAGCUCCACAAGUCAAAGAGGAAAAAAGCCGACAGAGAAAUAAUCAACGAUAUUCAAGCGACGAUUUAUACAAGCCACGACCUUUAUUUGCAACUUCAUCUCGACGCAAUAGAAGAUCUAAUCAAGCAUAGCUAUUACACUUCCUACGAAUCUAAGUAUUUACUUCCACUUACCAAAACUUUAAAUAUGGAUAGCUUUA
Leptopilina boulardi is the source of this 4504-nucleotide messenger RNA. RefSeq names its product myb-like protein X. Bases 114 to 4436 code for a protein of 1440 amino acids. The transcript has 3 exons. NCBI's taxonomy places the organism in Eukaryota, Metazoa, Arthropoda, Insecta, Hymenoptera, Figitidae. The record is from RefSeq and is a predicted model, not a curated record.